This is a messenger RNA of Aaosphaeria arxii CBS 175.79, 207 nucleotides long. RefSeq lists its product as uncharacterized. Lineage: Eukaryota; Fungi; Ascomycota; Dothideomycetes; Pleosporales. The record is from RefSeq and is a predicted model, not a curated record. The transcript has 2 exons. The coding region runs from base 1 to 207 and encodes 68 amino acids.
AUGUCAGCAAACCAGUACUACAACCAAGGCCCUCCUCAAUACCCCCAACAAAGCUACAGCGGUCCUUACGGCCAACCUCAAUAUGGCGGUCCACCGCCCCAGCAGCAGAUGUACUAUCCACCACAGGGACAGCAAAUGCAAUACCAGCAGGGGCCACCGCCACCACAGAGGCAGUCAAAGGAUCGGGGAUGUUUGGCCGCUUGGUAA